This is a messenger RNA of Radiomyces spectabilis, 705 nucleotides long. RefSeq lists its product as uncharacterized. The transcript has 2 exons. The coding region runs from base 1 to 705 and encodes 234 amino acids. The record is from RefSeq and is a predicted model, not a curated record. Lineage: Eukaryota; Fungi; Mucoromycota; Mucoromycetes; Mucorales; Radiomycetaceae.
AUGUCUAUUAUCCAAAAGCUCAGCUCUAUCAUUACGAUUGCAACAUCUUCUAAUUCGCAACUGCAGAAAUUGAAACCCUCAAAGGACGACGCGUUGAAAUUGAAUGUGAUCAAAUCAGAAUUUCCGAUGGCAUUCGACUUUUUGCUGAAGGCUCUCAAACAGCCCUUUGAUCUAUUACCAAGAUACCUGUGGAAUUUCCAGUAUCCGGAGCAACCCGAUAAAGCCCACCAAACGAAAUUCAUCAAAGCGAUGCAGUGCAUGCUGACAAAUUACUGGAAUAAUUGCGCAGUCGACAAGCAGCGUAUGGAUGAUCAUGAACGCACUUUCUGGAUCAAACAUAUCGUACCGAUAUUCCAGGCAUUUGGCAACCAAUGUGGCUUUGUGGAUUUUAGUUGGUGUGAAGUGCAGUUGCAUCAACAUAGGUUGCAAACGGCUGAUCCAUUCACAGGCGAACGUGGCAUCAUCCGUUAUGUAGAUGGAUUAGGCAAGGAUGACAAGCAGCAUGAAAGAGUUGUCAUGGAAUGCUCCUCUGGUCUGAAACUGAGACAAGCACACGCGGAAUACGAUACCAUAAAACAGAUUCAUAGUUUAAUGUGUAUCCACCAAGGAAUCAUUACAAGAUACCCGAACGCAAGCUGCAAGACAUUGGCCAGAGUGCAAGUGUAUGGGAUACAGUUGAUCAAAGAAAAGGUGACGCUUAGCUGA